Haplochromis burtoni (Burton's mouthbrooder) is the source of this 1215-nucleotide messenger RNA. RefSeq lists its product as uncharacterized. Lineage: Eukaryota; Metazoa; Chordata; Actinopteri; Cichliformes; Cichlidae. Gene Ontology annotation, biological process: DNA integration. The record is from RefSeq and is a predicted model, not a curated record. The transcript has 2 exons. Bases 157 to 1215 code for a protein of 352 amino acids. Gene Ontology annotation, molecular function: nucleic acid binding.
ACAUCCUGUGCUACCCAUAUAACCGAGGGUAAGUUGACUUCAAAUAGGUUCCAACGCUUCUCCACCUGGAGGUCUUUACUGAGAGCAGUUGCCUUCUUGAGCCACCAGACUCAAUCAUUCAGUACCAACCCCCCAAAUACAUGUAGAGGAUGGCAUAUGUGCAACAAACUUCAUACUCCAGAAGAACUGGAGGCAGCAAAGCUGACCAUACUUAGGUUGGUCCAAAGGGAUGCUUAUCCAGAAGAGUAUGUUGCACUGCAAGAGAAUAGAGCAAUUUCAAAGACAAGCACAAUCCUCAAGCUAGACCCUUUCAUGUGCAACGGUCUUUUACGGGUUGGUGGACGUCUGAAACACUCCACUGUUAGUCUUGGAAUGAAAAAUCCAAUCAUUCUCCCAAAACAGAAUCAUGUGACCAAAUUGCUAGUGACCCAUUACCAUGAAAAGAUAAAACAUCAAGGACGACAGUUUACAGAAGGGGCAAUCAGAGCGGAAGGCCUGUGGAUUGUUGCCGGCAAAAGGUUGAUUAGCUCUGUAAUCCAUUCCUGUAUUGUCUGCCGAAAGCUGAGAGGAAAACUGGAAGUCCAGAAAAUGGCCGACCUUCCCCCAGAACGUCUGAGCAUGUCUCCUCCCUUUACAUAUGUAGGGUUUGAUGUUUUUGAUCCGUGGGAGGUAAUCACCCGAAGAACUCGAGGUGAAGCAGCUCAGAGUAAGCGAGCUGAGCUCACGUGCAUGAGUACCAGGGCUGUGCAUAUAGAAGUCAUUGAGUCCAUGGACUCAAGUAGCUGCAUCAAUGCACUACGCAGACUUUUUGCCUUAAGAGGGCCUGUGAAGCAGCUGAGGUCAGACUGUGGUACAAACUUUGUUGGAGCAUGUUCUGAAUUAGGAAUAAGACAAGAUGAUCAGAGUCAAGACAAGAUCCUGAGUUACCUCUACGAACACGGCUGUACAUGGGAGUUCAACCCUCCACAUGCCUCGCAUAUGGGAGGUGUGUGGGAGCGCAUGAUUGGUGUAACCAGGAGGAUACUGGACUCCAUGUUGUCUCACGGUAAACACAGUUCCCUGACUCAUGAAGUGCUCUGUACCUUGAUGGCAGAGGUGUCUGCUAUAAUCAAUGCAAGGCCAUUGAUCCCAGUCUCCUCCGAUCCUUCUUCACCACUGCUGCUGACUCCCGCUAUGAUAGUAACGCAGAAACCUGCAAGUACAGGUACUUGCUGA